AUGCCGAAUUCAUUACAGCGUGGAACUCUUAUACGGAACGUCAGACGGUUAAGCCGGCGAAACCCCCAGAUCAUGAGCAGCUGUGCCAGCUGCAGGGAGCCCUGUCAAACUGCCUCGCCGAUGUGUCCGCCUACCCCGAGUCGCAGCAAGCCGAGCUUUUCGUCACAUGCGGGUGGCUUAAGACUGUUGUGUGGCAGCUGUGCUUGUCAGCGACGACGCUGA
Messenger RNA from Colletotrichum aenigma, 222 nucleotides. RefSeq lists its product as uncharacterized. The transcript has a single exon. Bases 1 to 222 code for a protein of 73 amino acids. Lineage: Eukaryota; Fungi; Ascomycota; Sordariomycetes; Glomerellales; Glomerellaceae. The record is from RefSeq and is a predicted model, not a curated record.